UCUGAACCAACUCGAUAUUGGGUCAUGUCCCGACGACCUUUGAAAUGGCCAAUCAGAUAGCGUCUGGCAAAAUCCUACCAGGCAGUUCGGGAUUAUUAGAAAUUUAUGUUUGAUCGAUCGGGUCCGAGAGCAACCGAAGAGAACAGUAACAAUGGCGGCGCCCAUGUCUGAGAAGUUGACUCCAAGAAAAACAUACUUACUGGGAAAUAUUUGCGUUGUCUGUGGAUUUUCUUUCAUUCAGAAAGUAAAGGAAGCCAACGGAAUAGAAGUUGAACAUAAAUAUUUUGAUAGGAAGUUAAAACUAAGCGAGGAGCGGAGGAAAAAUAUUAACAAUGUUGUCGGAUUCGAGUGUAAAGGUGAGGGUGUAUGCCAGAAAUGUUAUCGUUCUGUUGAAAAGGUGUUAAAAACGGAAAAAGAGUCAACAGAUUUAAAAGGAAAAUUAAGACAAUCGACACAGACUGUAGAAAAUACUCUACUUGUGUCAGUUCCUUCCCCCAAACGUGUGUCAAUUUCAAAAAGAAUGCUACGUAGUCCAGCCAGUUUUCAGCCAAGUAAAAAGUCAGACAUUGUACCAAUAACCACCAUGCCAUUCAAUGACAUUACCAAUACACCAAAUGUUGUAAGGUCCUUACCACAGAUUUUACCAAAACCAACACAACAGAAAUUGACUGAACCAAGCAAAAAGCCUGCAAGACGAUCACUUGAUCAGUCAUUUUCACCCAGUUUCACAGGAGAAGUUGAGAUGUUAUUGUUGAUAUGUAGCAGAAGAAACCCGAAGUGAUAUAGAAAUUAUGAAGGUUACAAUUUCCUAUCCAAGUGGGAAAAGGACAGAGCUAAUUGUAAAUGAAAUCCACACAAAAAUUUGUAAAGCCAUAUUUAAAUCGGAAAAUGUUGAAAAGGCUAUCCUUGAUAUAUUAGUUAAUUCCAACCCAGACGAUGUUGUUACAGCUGCAGCUAAAGUU
Messenger RNA from Mytilus trossulus (common blue mussel), 962 nucleotides. RefSeq lists its product as uncharacterized. Bases 152 to 781 code for a protein of 209 amino acids. The transcript has 3 exons. The record is from RefSeq and is a predicted model, not a curated record. NCBI's taxonomy places the organism in Eukaryota, Metazoa, Mollusca, Bivalvia, Mytilida, Mytilidae.